AUCAAAACAUUCACUUCUUCACCAAAUUUCGAUCUUGAUAGUCAAAAAAUUUCACAAAGUCAUCUCAUUCUUACGACCUUGUGCAACCAUCGGCCUGUCGUUCAGUUGAAAAGUGAACACUGAAAUUUUCGACUCACUUUUUUCUCUUUCCCUUUCCUUUUUUUUUUCCUCGCCCCCAAUACAGCAACUCUUCCAAGACUUCUGCAGAUCUCAGUAGCAAAGAAACAAGCUGCCAUAAUUCUCAAAAUCAACCACAAUGCGAUCAACCACUGCCCUGAUUCUUUCCGCGUUGGCAGGCAAUGUCCUCGCCCAGGUAUCUGCAACUGGUCAACUUGGUGAUGCUACUGUCGUUACCAACAACCCCCUCGGCAAGUCCUAUGUUGGCGUCCUUCCCAAGGAGCCCUUCUGGAAGAGUGGCAGUAUUGAUGGCAACGUCAAGGGUUCUAUCACUGUCAAGUCCAGCCCAGAUGGCGUUGGUGUCGAGUACACUGUCAAGUUUUCCAACCUGCCAAAGGAGGGUGGCCCGUUCCCUUACCACAUCCACGAUGCAGCUGUUCCUUCGAACGGCAACUGUACCGCAACCAAGGCUCAUCUCGACCCGUUCGUCCGUGGAGAAGAUCCGGUCUGUGACAAUAAGCUCCCUCAGACCUGCCAAGUUGGUGAUCUUAGCGGCAAGUUUGGCAAGAUCACAUCAGACCCUUACGAGAUCACCUUCCAUGACGUCUACUCUUCGCUGAACGUCGGCUCUAACGCUUCUAUCCCGGAUCGUAGCUUUGUUGUUCACUUUUCCAACAAGACAAGGAUUACAUGCGCCAACUUCGGGGUAUCGGGUUAUGGUAACAGCACCCCGACUUAUCCUACGGGAACAGGAGGCCUAUCGCCUUCCACCAGCGCGACAGCAACUUCGUCACCGACAAGCACUCCCGUAAUUGCUGGCGCCAGCGCCCUCAAUAUUGGUGCCAGCUUUGCUAUUCUAGCCGUUGCAACAAUAUUUUCUCUAAUUUAACCGUGUCACAGCCACAAAGGCUUGCUGGCCAGAUUUUAGUUCGACAAGAUACUGGUUCAUGAUUUUAUUUUUCAGGCGUUGUGGUAGACUGGAGUGGUACACCUAGGUUGGCCAAGUUAAAAUUUGUUGUCCAAAAACAUGGACGAUCAUUGAGGGAAUGUUUUACAGCAUAAGAGACUGGGUACAGUCUCCCGUUAGCCGGAGCUCGGUUUAAUAUUCGUUGUACCAGAUUGUUGAUACGCAAUCGAGAUACCAUUUGAUUGAGCAAAGCUAUCAUUCCACUUUACUUCGUGACGGGGUGAUUAUGCUUCGUUAACAUGUCCAUCGAAGGGUUCCUGUGUUCGUCAAAAUAGACUAUGUUCGGAGUUCGAAACAAGCUCAGACGGAUCUGUGAACGGUCCCCGCGCCAAGGCGAAUUGUUUCAAGUGAAAUGAACUAACCUAGCAUUACGGUUUACCAUUAUCCCAACGACAUCUUGUCUAAGUACCAACCUCCUC
Messenger RNA from Truncatella angustata, 1503 nucleotides. RefSeq names its product superoxide dismutase. The record is from RefSeq and is a predicted model, not a curated record. Gene Ontology annotation, biological process: superoxide metabolic process. Gene Ontology annotation, molecular function: metal ion binding. Bases 257 to 1006 code for a protein of 249 amino acids. The transcript has 2 exons. NCBI's taxonomy places the organism in Eukaryota, Fungi, Ascomycota, Sordariomycetes, Amphisphaeriales, Sporocadaceae.